Messenger RNA from Caenorhabditis briggsae, 804 nucleotides. Lineage: Eukaryota; Metazoa; Nematoda; Chromadorea; Rhabditida; Rhabditidae. The record is from RefSeq and is a predicted model, not a curated record. Gene Ontology annotation, biological process: sensory perception of chemical stimulus. Gene Ontology annotation, molecular function: transmembrane signaling receptor activity. The transcript has 5 exons. Bases 1 to 804 code for a protein of 267 amino acids. Gene Ontology annotation, cellular component: membrane.
AUGCCUGCUCUUCCGGAUAUUUGUUUUUCAGCUUAUCAAUUGACCUAUAACUCGUUGUAUCGAUAUUCUCUGUAUGUAAACUUGGUGAUUUCAGUUGCCUCCAUGAUCCCAUUGAUCUAUUUCAUAGCUUUGAAACUAUGCAAAACUAGUUUCCAUGGAAAUUUAAAGUUUCUCUUUGCAUUUUAUUUCGUUUCAGUUCUUCUGCUUUCGUUAGAUUUGGGAGUUAUUUCGAUUUUAUUAGAUAUUUUGGUUAUUUACUACAUCUACUGUGAUGAGCUGUUUACUGAUAAGACUAUUUCAUUUAUUUUCUUUCCGAAAGCGGUUGCACCGAAAAUGUUCAUAUAUUUCUGUGUCAUGGGAAUUCUGAAUCUCAUCAAUUUCUUGUUUAGUAUGUACCAGCAUCGUAAAAAUAAUCAAAUAAGGAAUUCAAAAAACUAUCUGUCUUCAAAAUACCAAUUAGAAGAAGUCUACGAGUCAACCAAAUUCUCAGUAUCUGUUAUAUCAUGUCACUUCUUAUUAUUUUCUCUGUAUAUUGUUGGUAUAGGAAUUCUGAGAUAUUUCGGAAGUAAGAUUAUUCCCGAUUCAAUCGAUUUGAUGGCAUGCAGAGGAGCUUUCACUACUAUGAUAUCUUUCAACAAUCUGGUGGUUGGAGUGAUCGCAGUUUGUCUGAAUAGGAAGAUGAAGCAAAGAAAACGGAAUUCAAUUAAAAGAACAGUGAGGAUCAAAACGACCGGAAAUGUUGGAGCUCAAAACUAUGAGAAUCAGAUUUUCCGAAUCUGGAAUUCAACUUUAAAAAUGCAUUGA